Molecule: messenger RNA, 3583 nt
Organism: Micropterus salmoides (largemouth bass)
Lineage: Eukaryota; Metazoa; Chordata; Actinopteri; Centrarchiformes; Centrarchidae
Gene: spire2
Product: spire-type actin nucleation factor 2
Exons: 15
Coding region: 114-2531 (805 amino acids)
Biological process (GO): actin filament polymerization; establishment of meiotic spindle localization; cleavage furrow formation
Cellular component (GO): cytoplasmic vesicle membrane; cell cortex
Molecular function (GO): actin binding
Source: RefSeq, a predicted model, not a curated record
GUUGAGUAGACGUCAAGCAGAGGAAAGGAGACUGGGCCGACCAGGAGACAGCGGACAGCAUAAAUGGCCUCGCUGCCCACGGAGUGAAGGAUGGCCUGCAUGGUAUCGCAUCCAUGGCCAGAUCCACCAACAGAAGCGCCGAGGAGGGGGACUCUCGGGUAACCGCCCCCACUGACCGCGGAGAGUCGCGGGACCUGGCCGAGCCCCGGGAACUGUCUCUGGAGGAGGUGCUGAAGUCCUACGAGCAGCCCAUCAACGAGGAGCAGGCAUGGGCGGUGUGCUACCAGUGCUGCAGCGGGCUGAGGGUGCCCCGCCCGCCGGCCGGGAGAGUCAGCCGGGUGAAGGACCCGUCCUCCAUCCUCCUGCGCAGGGACGGAACCGUGUCAUUACAGCAGGAGCCCCGACACAACGAUGAUACUGAUGCGCCUCCUCUUCCACCUGCUACCGAGCGUCAGCUGGUCCAUUCGCUUGGUGUGGCCAUCUACCGAGCUCUGGACUGGGGACUGGACGACAGCGAGGAGCGGGAGCUCAGCCCGCAGCUGGAGCGCCUCAUCGAACGCAUGGCUGCGGGGGACCAGGGCGAAGAGGGUGACAGCACGGCCGGGAACGGUACAACGGAUGAGGGGUACAGUGGCCAGGAGGAGGAGGAGGAAGAGGAGGAGCAGGAGGGAGUGAUAAAGCCGGUGUGUACGUUCCGCCAGGUGAUGGCGCUGUGUGCGUCUCGGCUGACCAACCCAAGCUUGGUUCCAGAGCACUACCAGGCUGUCUGCAGGGCUCUGUUUGUAGAGACUCUGGAGCUGCAGACCUUCCUCAUCAAGAUCAGAGAUGCUAAGGAGAUGCUGAAGAAGAUCACAACAGGGGAAGCUGUGGAAGACUCUACAGCUGAGCUGGACGCACUGAAGCACAGAGACUGGGCACGUCUGUGGGUGCAGCUGAUGAAGGAGCUCAGGCAGGGAGUGAAGCUGAAGAAGGUGCAGGAGCAGCCGUUCAACCCGCUGCCCACCGAGUUCAGCCUCACACCCUUUGAGAUGCUGAUGCAGGACAUACGAACUCGCAAGUUCCAGCUACGCAAAGUCAUGGUGGGUGGUGACAUUCCUACAAGAGUAAAGAGAAAUGCCCAUGAACUGAUACUGGAUUUCAUCAGAUCAAGACCUCCACUUAAACCAGUAUCGGAGCGCAGCCUCCCCCCUCCUCCCCCGCAGCAGCAGUCCCUCCAUGACCGGGUCCUGGCUGAGAUCAAGCAGGAGAGAAAGCUCAGGCCUGUGGUCCUGCCCAACUCCAGGCCAUUUGGCUCUCUGCCCUGCCUGGCUCAGACUUGUCCUUGUAAUGUCAAAUCUACUUCGUGCAUCGACCUGUCCGUGGCAGAGCCCGGGCCCAGGCCGCCGUCCCGCCCUCGCAUCCUGCUCAAGGCUCCAACUCUGGCUGAGAUGGAGGAGAUGAACAUAUCUGAGGAGGAGGAGUCCCCAGACAACGGUGAGCUGCGGAGGGCAGAGAGCUCCCCCACACCUCUGAAAAGAGAUCGCUCCUUCUCAGAGCACGAUCUGGCCUUGCUCCGUGGCGAAAUCUUUCCUUCCCUCUCUGAGUCGGCCCGGCUGGGUGGAGCGGUGAGGCUGAGGGGUGAUAGGCCUCGGUCCAGGACGCUGACUGGCGCCGGCCCACUUCCUAAUCACAGAGCUUCCUUCCCAGUUCAUGGCUGGGAGCCGCCCUCUCCAGCCCGCCUGUCUCUGAGUUCAGUCGACGAGACCACAGAGGGAUCAGAAACGAUGUCGAGCUCCAGAGGUGGAGACAAGCACCAGUGGAUGGAGGAGUUCAGCCACCCUGUGGAGAGUCUCGCCUUGACAGUGGAAGAGGUCAUCAAUGUGCGCCGAGUGCUGGUCAAAGCAGAGAUGGAGAAGUUUCUUCAGAACAAAGAGCUGUACAAUAACCUGAAGAGAGGCAAGGUUUGCUGCUGCUGCAAAGUGAAAUUCCCUCUCUUCUCAUGGCCGUCUACCUGCUUACUGUGUAAAAGAUCUGUCUGCGGCUCUUGCAGUGCAAAGAUGAAGAUUCCCUCAAAGAAGAUGGCCCAUAUUCCUGUGUACACCGUAGGCUUCCACAGCACUCCAAAGAGCCAUGGACACAAAAGCCAAGUCUAUAAGUCCCUGCGCAGCUUAUCCCGCCGCUCAGUAGAGGAGGAGUUCCCCCACCUGUAUGCUCACGGCUGCACGCUGCGGGACGUCUGCGCUGAAUGCACCAAAUUUGUUGCUGAUGUCAUUUCCUCCAGUCGCCGGAGCCUGGACAUCCUCAACAACACUCCCAAGAGGGAGGCCAAAGCCGCUGCUGCUCAGAGACCACAGCUGAAACGCCAAUCCCACCUUGAGACUUGUCCUCAACCACACCUUCCCCAAGUGUGUCCCCCUCCACCUUACCCACAGUCACAGUGUCACCCCCAGCUCCUUCCGCAGUCUCAUCAUCAACAGCAGCAGCUUCAUGCGUCAUUAUCGUCUCCUUCGCCGCAGCUCCACGCCAAGACCAUCAACAAUGUGAAUGAGUAGACUGACACUUUAUCCCUUUCUGCUCACACACACGCUCCUUAAUGAGCUGUGGUGCUGCACUACACUGUGCACACACACACACGCGCACAUGCACAGAAAAGUAGGGUUCUUAAAGGGUUGUAGGGGCUACAUGCAUCAUCAGUAAUGACUCAAAGAGCCAUCAGACUGCUUCACAUAAAAAUAAAUGAGUUAGAAUACAUAAAUCAGUGAGGGUCCUUCUUUAAAUAUUGCUGGUUUGGAGAAUGAAAUGCAUUAUUUCACCGUUAUGCUAUGAUAUACAAAGCCUAAACUUUUCUGGAGCUGUUUAGAACCAUUUUUAGUAAAAAUCAAAUCUAAACAAUCACCACCACACCCAUCAUCCAGUUCCCAACUACAUGAUCUCCCAUAUAUCACCAUCUCACUCAGCAGAUGUGCUCACACAGCCCCCCUCAUCACUCUAAGGUUUGAGUAAGAGCAGUUCUGCCUUAUCUACGGCACUAUGACUCCACUCCCUGAUGCUCACAGCUGCUGGAAGGCAAGCAUAUGGGAGGAGAAGGCAGAUAAUGAACUGCUGGUUGGGGGAGUAUACACUGUGAGAGUUGGGUGUUAGUAGUUUGAGGAGGAUUAACAGUGUGCAGCACAGAGUCAACAUGUAACCCUAGCAUUUUAGCUGUCUGUGGUUGCCUUGUUUUUGUCAUGAAUGUAACUUAGAGACACAGAAACAGAAUUGUAAAAUGAUAAGCUUGUAUCCAGCAUAAUAACAUUUAUUUUUAAUCAUCCAAAAAAAGGCAUUUGUAAUGAGUGGCUGCUGCAUAAUGAGGCCUCUUUUGCAUUUUAGGCGUGCUUAUAAAGUCCCAGGUACAGCUGGAUGAGGUGUGAUGGUGGCGACACUGUGAAUGUAAUGGGGUGAAGCUGCAAACUGCACCUUUAACUGAUGCAGCAUAAUGAUGCUGAUGUGAAGAGAGCAGAUGAAACUCCCGCCUCUCUCACUCCCCAUGGACGCUUGCAAUCUGCUCUGGUUUUGUAAACACUAAGUAGACCUCAACUGCAAUAAAAUCUAAUGACAAACACGA